AUUUCGUCUCGUGUUUCCUGAAUGCAAAAGAAAAAUACUGGAUUCUCUCGCGUUUACCUUUUUUUAUGCCACCAAGCCACUUGUGAAUGGUCAUCAUGGUCUUAAUGGGAUAUUUCGAGUGUGGAUUUAUAUUUUUCCUUUCUUUGCUGGAUUCUGCGUCUGCUCAAAUCUUCUAUUCCGUACCGGAAGAGGUAAAUAAAGGGACAGAUGUUGGGAAUAUAGCGAAAGACCUGAACAUAAAUGUUCACGAACUGGAAUCUCGUAUGCUUGAGAUUGUGACUGGAUCAAAUAAGAAGUAUUUUGACGUAAAUCUGAAAACUGGCGUUCUGUUUGUUAAUGACAGAAUUGACCGUGAGGAGUUAUGCGUGUCGAAUCAGAAAUGCUCUUUGAAUAUAGAGGCCCUCGCUAAAAAUCCUCACCAUCUUUACAGGGUGGAGAUUAAGAUCUUGGAUAUAAACGACAAUGCGCCACAUUUUCUUGUUAAAGAAUUUACUAUGAAUAUUACCGAAAAUGCAAGUCCAGGAGAGAGAUUUCCUCUCCCUGUGGCCGAGGACUCUGAUGUUGGCAAUAAUUCGCUGAAAGAGUACAAACUGAGUCCGAAUGAACAUUUCAGUCUAGAGACACAGAGUGAAGACCAGAGUGUGUCUGCUGAGUUAGUGCUGAAUAAGGCUUUAGAUCGAGAGAAACAAGCGACAAUUAAGUUAGUGCUAACCGGUGUAGAUGGAGGAAAACCACCUAAAUCGGGAGCGUUAAAUAUUAUUAUAAAGGUAAUGGAUAUUAAUGAUAAUAACCCAGUGUUUAGUCAACAUCUUUACAAAGUUAAACUAAAAGAAAAUGUUUCUGCUGGUACUAAAGUUUUAUCUGUGUUUGCUUCUGAUUUGGAUGAAGGCAUAAACAGUGACAUUGUGUACUCAUUUGUGGAUCAUGGAAAGAAGCAAAACUUGUUUACCAUUAUCCCCGAGACAGGAGACAUUGUUGUAAAAGGACAUAUUGACUUCGAGGAGAAUGCUGCUAUUGAAUUGCGAGUUCGUGCAAGAGACAGAGGCAAUUCCCCAAAGAGCACACAAUGUAAAGUGCUAAUAGAAGUUAUGGAUGAAAAUGAUAAUGCACCAGAGAUAAAUGUUACUCCUCUGCUGGAAAGUGUGAAAGAAGACACAACGUCAGGAACCGCAGUUGCUUUAGUCACAGUGUCUGAUAAAGAUGGAGGUAAAAACGGCAUUGUACACUGUGCUCUGAAAGGCUCGUUUCCUUUCAAACUGGAGACGUCAUAUAACAAUCAUUAUUCUCUAGUGGUAGAUGGACCUCUGGACAGAGAGAGUGCUUCUCUGUAUAACAUCACAAUUACAGCUGCAGAUGAAGGAACUCCGUCUCUUUCCAGCAGCACUGUUAUAACUCUAGAUAUCUCUGAUGUUAAUGACAAUGCUCCACAUUUCCCAGCACCCGUCAUUAACGCUUUUCUAAGUAAGGUACUUUUACGCGCACGCAAACCCUUCCAAGCACUGAGAAGAAAACUAUAUGAGGUAGAAUCUCAUUGUCUCUCCACUUUUACAACACGCGGUGGCACUGCAGACCAUGACUUUGAGAUUGAUCUGAGCUCCUCCUUUACAGCAUCAGAACAAGAGGAAAUGCGUUGA
Messenger RNA from Sinocyclocheilus rhinocerous, 1634 nucleotides. Its product is annotated as protocadherin gamma-C3-like. Gene Ontology annotation, molecular function: calcium ion binding. The record is from RefSeq and is a predicted model, not a curated record. The coding region runs from base 87 to 1634 and encodes 515 amino acids. The transcript has 2 exons. Gene Ontology annotation, biological process: homophilic cell-cell adhesion. Lineage: Eukaryota; Metazoa; Chordata; Actinopteri; Cypriniformes; Cyprinidae. Gene Ontology annotation, cellular component: plasma membrane.